GAUCGAGAUUGUGGCAGUGCCCCAACCACGAGCGAUAACAACAUCUCUUCUAGCCAGCCUUCUAUCCCUCAGCGCAUACGGCCAUUCAUCCCAGUGUAUGGAGCCUUAACCCCACGCCAAGUCAAUAUUCUAGCGAUUGGAGGAGCGAUCAAUACUGGUCUUAUGAUUUGUGCCGGUCACGCGCUUUUACUCGCUGGACCUGCGUCCAUCUUAAUUUCCUACACAUGUGUAGGGAUAAUCGUCUACUUAGUUCUGUGUGCUCUGGGUGAAGUCGCAUCUUGGUCCCCUGAGCCAUCAAUGGCCGAGAAUGCGUCCCGGUUCUGUGAUCCGGCGCUCGGGUUCACACUAGGCUGGAUUUAUUGGUUGAAAUUCAUGGUUGUGAUCCCCAACCAAUUCGCAGCCGGGGAGUUGCUGAUAGCGUUUUGGCAAGGUGAUGAGAAGGUAUACUCUAUCUUCUGGAUCACCUUCUUCCUCACAAUGAUCAUCGUCGCCAAUUCGAGAUGCAGUCAGUAUUUCGAUAGGUACGAACUCCUUUUGUCCUCCGUGAAGAUCAUCGUGAUGUUCGGACUGGUUUGUCUGUGUGUCGUUCUGGCAUGCGGCGGUGGCCCCGAUCAUGAUAAGAAAGGAUUCCGCUACUGGAGCUAUCCAGGAGCAUUUGCUCAACACUCGGGCAGAGAGGCUAUGGGCAUAUUGCGCGCAAUUGUCCGAACUGUCCCUUCUGCUACGCUGGCCUACCUCGGAAGUGAGCUUAUGGGAAUAACUAUACUACGCACACACAACCCUCGAGAGGUUGCGGGGCAAGCUAUUGAGUCUAAUUGCUACCGCAUCUUGGCCUUUAACAUUGUCAACGUUGCUCUCUUAGGGAUACUUGUUCCUUCCGGUACGCGCGUCAUGGCCUUCAGUCAGCCGUCCUACAGGCCCCGCCCGGCAUCAGCUUUUGUGGCGAUUGCACAAUAUACUGGAUGGCCGAAGUUACCGCAUAUAUUGAAUGCCUUUCUCCUGGUCUGUGUCAUCUCGGCUGCUAAUCAAGCCCUCUACAUGGCGACAAGAACGCUAUAUGAGCUUGCUAUAGACCAGCAUGCCCCUUCCUUCCUUUGUCGGACCAAUGGUCGAGGAAUACCGAUAUACGCCUUGGGUAUAUGCGCUCUUAUAGGUUGUACGGCGUAUCUAAACUGCUUCAGCCGCUCUCAGAAGCUGUUCAACAACCAUGUUAACUUGGUUUCGAUGUUUAGCAUACUUACAUGGGGCUCCAUUUUGGUGGUUCAUAUCUCAUUUGUGCGAGUCCGGAAAGUUCAGAAGAUUGCCGACGAUGAUCUCGUCUUCAAGGCUCCGUUUGGUGUGCUCGGAUCGUGGGUCGCACUGCUGGCCUGUGUCUUCAUCUCAAUCAUUCGUGUGUUUGAUCUUACGAACCGUGAUGCUUUUCCAAAAGGAUUUGAUUAUGCGGCAUUUGUCACUUCUUACGUGUGGAUCCCACUCUAUGCAAUUCUUGCCGUUGGUUACAAGCUCGCUACUAGGACCCAUUCGGUGCAACCUGAGAGCGUGGAUAUGAGGACCACCAAAGCCGCACAGAACUCGUUAGAUGCUGGUUGCACUCCUGCAGCGCCCGGCGCACCUAUUCAGGCUUAUCCAGAAUCAGCCCGCAUGCGUCGAAUGUCGAGGCGAUCGGCGUCAAGAGUCAAGAGUCAUUCUUGUAUUCGACUUCAAGAGAUGAGCCUCCCCACUACUCCAGCCCGGAGCGGGCGAGAAUUGAUUCAAGUGAUUCACGAUAUCAACAAGAAAUACUCGCUAGACAUCCCAAACCCCCGUAUCGAGUCCCCUGGAAGCGAUAACAAGAGCUUGGCGUGGAGAUGUUAUUAUGCUAUCAAGCAGCUCUACUUUCGCCAUGCCCCCUUGUAUCGGGUUCUUGAGAACUUCGACGAGUGGGUCUCGUCACGAUCAAUAACUCAGGCCAGUACACAUUCAGGUUAUGCUCCCAAUGCAGUCUUGAAUUCGGCUGGGCAACGGUCGUUGAUGGGAAAAGAGCAUGAGCGGGAAGAGCGGCUGGGAUACUUGUUCAGACUGCUUGACGACGAGGUUUAUUUUCUGAGAGAAGGCUCAUUCCCGGCGAACAAGCCCAUCGAUCACCCUUCGACGGAGCCUGAGCACAAAGGCAUCACGCCUAGAUUUCUGAAGAGGAGGCUCUCUGCAGACGAGGAUGAGUUCCACACCGCACCGAGUUCGCCUGUCAAAGCUCCUGCAAGAUCAGUUUCCCCGAUGGAGACAGAAUCUCAGGCCCCUGAGGAGCGGCGGUCAACAACUGCGACUGUUCCUAUUAACCUCUUCCAGAGUCCCAACCGCCCUGAGCCGGAGAAAAAACAUUCCGGGUUGGUGGAUAGAAUGCUUGCUCCUCAGAUAUACCGAAAAUAUGAUGCUGUCCCUGCUGCGCAGAGCGACGCAGACCCCAGCUUCGCAACAACUAUUACUUCUGAAUCUGACUUUUUCGCUACUCGGAACAAUUCGUAUAACAUUUCCUUCAUCACGACGAUCACCGAGCCCAUGCCGGAGAAUGAGUCCAUGUAUGAAGACUCGGUGGUAGAACAUAUGCUUAGUGAAGAGACCAGAGACACCUUUGAACAGCAGAUCCUGGCUUCGGAGCUGGAUUCAGAACCUCGCUAUUUCGAUGAGGAAAAGGUCAUGAGAGAGCUCUUGAAGCACGGACCGUUCACGUACGAACAGACUUCUCCACGCUCGGUCCCACUUCGCUAUCGAUAUGAGCUAGAAAGAACAGGAAGAGCCUGGGGUGUACCCUUGAGUCGCAUGCUGGUCGGUGGCACCAUCCCAUUCAAAUCUCUGGACGACUAUUGGCACUGGAUUGCGAGCCAUAAUCAACGCAAUGGAAAGCCACUCCCGGAGAAGCCAACUCGCAAGGCCUGGGAAGCCGCCACUGGCGAUUUCAAGACGGACAAGCAUUCAGAAGUAGUUGUUUUGACAGGGGAUAUGGAGUGGUGCACUGAGUCUGAGAACGGUGUCUUGAAAUUGAGUUUUCAUCCUCUGAAGACAGAACGAACCUGCCGCUUUCACCGACGCUUUGGCUCAGAUCGCUUUCUCAGUUUGACGAUGCCUGCCCCGGCGCGGCCGCCACCCCAUCUCCGGGUGGCCUCGCAGUCUACUACUGACUUGCAAGAAAUCUUAGCUCUCUGGUUAACGCAUAAUGUGCACCGGUGCCUGGGUAGGGAAUGGCGGCCCUUUUUUGUGGAAGAGGUCAAGUCGAAGCGUAAGGUCAAAUCGGAACCAAGAUUCCGAGUGGAUUUCUUCGCUGUUGAUGGCAUCGAUUUCGAUCAUAGCGUGAGCAUACCAGCAUCCCUACCUUCCCCAAAUCAGAACAGUACGAACCGGACUAAGAUGAGCGUGGACGACCUCAUUGAAUGGCAUAUGCCUUGGAAAGCGAAUAUCGGUCAGUCAAAUUGCAAACUUUUCCAGAGAUUAUCCUUAGGCCUUUCCAAAACCUACGCAACGGUGGUGAUGAGGCCAUCGCAGAUUCUGGCACUGCCAGAUGCCCCAGGCCGUCCCGUCAUGAAUGAUGGAUGUGCUCUCAUGUCAAGAGCAAUGGCAAGCUGUAUCUGUGAUAUGUUGGGAAUCACAGGAGAUACCCCUAGUGCAUUUCAGGGUCGGUUUGCCGGAGCUAAAGGGUUGUGGAUGGUGGACCGACAUCAGUCGCAACUAUCUGCGGAGUGUGGCGACGACAUUUGGAUCCAGAUUUCUGACUCACAGCUGAAGAUUCAGCCACAUCCUCAAACCUGGAAAGGUCCCGUGGACAAUGAGCAAUUGACCUUCGAGGUUGUGAAGUGGUCCAAGCCGUUGCACUCCGUUAAUUUGAAUAUUCAACUCCUGGCCAUCCUCCAGCAAGGCGGACAUGUGAGGGACCAUAUCGCCGAUCUCACUCGACACGGUAUUCAGGCGGUGUACAAGGACUUUGUGGAGGUACUUGAGUCUGAUAGUCCGGUCCUCUGUCGCAGCCUCAUUCAGAAGAUCCGGCCUUCGGCGGAUGACAAGCCGGGGUUGAUGUCACACAAGGUCAAGCGCCUAGAAAGGUGGACGGCAAACGAUGCAGAAUUCAUCAUCCGACUCACUGAAGCUGGAUUUGCACCUCGAAGCUUCUUUCCCCUUCGUAAGCGCCUGGGGAAAGUUCUCAAAGACGUGUUGGAGCGAUAUGAAGAAGAAUUGCAUAUAGAAGUCCCUCUUUCGACGUAUGCUUUUUGCAUCGCAGAUCCUUACGGUAUACUCAAAGAAGACGAGGUGCACUUUGGAUUCUCCACCAAUUGGCGCGAUGGUCAGGGUCAAUUCGAAGACACGUUAUUAGAUGGCAUUGACGUCCUUGUUGGCCGACUUCCAGCUCAUCUUCCGUCCGAUAUCCAACGUCGGAGGGCUGUGUGGAGGUCAGAACUUCGCCACUUCAAGGAUGUCAUCGUGUUUCCUAGUGUGGGUGACGUAGCUCUAGCGCAUAUGCUCUCAGGCGGUGACUACGACGGGGAUAGGCCAUGGAUCUGCUGGGACCAGAACAUCGUACGCCAUUUUUCCAACUCAGACCUCCCAAGCAGCCACUUUCCUCCCAACUUCUUUGGUCUUACCGAGGAAUCCGUACCCAUUGAAGAAAUAGAAUCCGUGGACGAAUUCCUCCAGAGUGCGUUCACCUUCAAUCUGACUCUGUCGAAUCUAGGGCGCUGCACGGUAGAGCAUGAGAUGCUUGCCUAUGAUGAAUCGAUCAGCGCACCCAGGGCUGUUGAACUUGCUUCUCUCUUAAGCUAUUUGGUGGACGGCCGUAAGGUAGGUGUGCAGCUGCCUGAGGAAGCUUGGACGCGAUACCGAGCGCAAAUAAGUCCUCAGCGCCGCGAGCCACCAGCGUACAAGAACCCGGGGCGGAAACCCAAGAAGGCUCACAUCACCGACUUUCUUAAAUUCGAAGUAGCCGGCAAGGAGCGCGAGAAGGUUCUGACACAGUUCGAAAGCCAGUUUCCUGAGAAAGAAGGUUUUUCUGAGCGAGAUGAAGACCUUGUACGGGUUUACAACGAAGUCAGGCAGCAAGCCACGCAGGACAAGGAGCUAAAAACAGCAUUGCAAGCUGUCAGCAACGAGCUCAGAGCAUUGCACGCACAAUGGACUAACUCGUUCGCAAGAAGCCAAGAGUCCUUCUCCGCCCGUGCCUUACAGAUUGCGGAGGAAGCGCAAGCUCUUGAGCCUCCGUUAGGGAACCAUCCCUUGUUUCUGGUUUGGCAGCACUGCCCGGCCGAGUGGCUUCGGUUCCUGGCUUCAAGCACGUAUAAGCUGUACCCCAACUUCAGCUUUGUCAUGCACGCCUUCGGUGAGGUUCUCUGUCAGAUGAAGACGAGCAACCUGUCGGCCCGGACAGUGACACAUGAGGUUCUCGCCUGUUAUCGGGUAAACCAGAAGGUGAUCGCGCAACUGACGGCUCGGGACACGAUGGAGGAAGAAGACACCGGAUCGGGCGACGACGAGUACGAAGGCCAUGAGGCUAUCGAAGCCAUGCACCUCGGCCUGCCGUCUGCAGCAGCGGGCGGAUACUACGAUCCGGAUGAUGGAAUGUCGGUGGAAUGAGGG
This is a messenger RNA of Aspergillus homomorphus CBS 101889, 5595 nucleotides long. RefSeq lists its product as uncharacterized. Gene Ontology annotation, cellular component: membrane. The record is from RefSeq and is a predicted model, not a curated record. The transcript is spliced from 7 exons. Gene Ontology annotation, biological process: amino acid transmembrane transport. Gene Ontology annotation, molecular function: RNA-directed RNA polymerase activity; amino acid transmembrane transporter activity. Lineage: Eukaryota; Fungi; Ascomycota; Eurotiomycetes; Eurotiales; Aspergillaceae. Bases 163 to 5592 code for a protein of 1809 amino acids.